CAAGCCUCCACCAAUUUCAUCUUCCUCUUGCUCUCUUUCUUCUAUCUUUGGUUGCUGCUACCAUGCUGCCGUUUGCGAGCACUGGGGACGCGGAGGUGGCCAUGGGGAGGGACCUGACGGCGGUGGAGACGGCGUGGUUCCGAUACUCGACCGGCAUGUCCGACUUUUGGCUCUACGCCCACAACGUCGUCUUCCUCCUUCUGGUGUACACCCUCGCGCCGCUCCCCUUCGUCAUGGCGGAGCUCAAGCGCCCCAAGGCCAUCCAAAAGUACAAGCUCCAGCCCAAUGUCCACUUCCCUGUGGCCACCUUCGUCAAGUGCUACAAGAACGUCGUCAAGACUUUCAUCGUCGCCGUCGGCCCUCUGCAGCUCCUCUCCUAUCCUACAAUCAAGUGGGUGGGCAUUCGGACGGGCCUGCCGCUGCCGUCCGUGUGGGAGGUGGUGGCUCAGCUGGCCGUGUACUUCCUGGUGGAGGACUACUUUAGCUACUGGCUCCACCGGGCGCUGCACUGCCGGUGGGGCUACCAGCACAUCCACCGCAUCCACCACGAGUUCUCGGCGCCCAUGGCCUUCGCCGCUCCCUACGCCCACUGGGCUGAGGUGCUCAUCCUCGGCUUCCCUGCCUUCCUCGGUCCCGCCCUCGUUCCCUGUCACAUCCUCACGCUCUGGCUCUGGUUCGUUCUCCGCCACGUCGAAGCCAUCGAGACGCACUGCGGCUAUGACUUCCCUCAAACUCCCACCAAGUACAUUCCAUUCUACGUAGGUGCCGAGUACCAUGAUUACCAUCACUAUGUCGGAGAGAAAAGUCACAGUAACUUUGCGUCAGUGUUCACCUACUGCGACUACAUAUACGGAACUGACAAGGGAUUCAGAUAUCAGAAAACACAACUUGCAAAGCUGAAGGCUUAGGGCGAAGCAAACGUGCAAAAUGAGGAAAUGAAUGGCAUGUGGGAGAAGUAUGACUAAUGACAACCUUAACUGUGUUUGUAGUACUUGGCUUUGUUCAUCAAGGGAGCCGUUGCAUUCAGUAUUAUAUUGGACGAUUAAAUUA
This is a messenger RNA of Musa acuminata subsp. malaccensis (wild Malaysian banana), 1050 nucleotides long. RefSeq names its product very-long-chain aldehyde decarbonylase GL1-10. Gene Ontology annotation, cellular component: endoplasmic reticulum membrane. Gene Ontology annotation, biological process: sterol biosynthetic process. The record is from RefSeq and is a predicted model, not a curated record. Gene Ontology annotation, molecular function: iron ion binding; C-4 methylsterol oxidase activity. NCBI's taxonomy places the organism in Eukaryota, Viridiplantae, Streptophyta, Magnoliopsida, Zingiberales, Musaceae.